UUGCUUCAAUGUUUCCAUCAAUUCAUAAAAAAGGGGACUGUACUUGAGUGGUGUGAGAUUCUUCCAGAGAGUUUUAAGGCUCGCAAUGUGUUUACGGCUAUCCAACAGCUCCGGGAGCCGGUCCGCGACGCCGAUGUAGCCACGCAGCAGCCACAGCAGCCACGUGAUACCCCUAAACCGCCAAACGAACAGUACUUCGAGAAGUUCGUUUCAGAAGAACAAAGAUUGAAAAAAUUGUACAGAAUUGCCCAACGCAUGACUGCUGUUGAGACAACGACACAGAUAUGCAAAGACCGUGAAGACCUCAUUCCAGCCGAUCCGAUCAUACAGGCAAAGGCGAUGUACCAGAGAAUAGAGCAACCUGUGAAUCAAAGGAACCCACUCUAUCGGCAGCACGUUAUUCUUUUUGGAGAUGCAGUCGACCGAUACGCAGCAUUGCGGCUAGUGGAACUCUCAAGAGGGCAAGACCGCAAAACCGCCGCUUUCGAAGCGAUCGCUGAAGGACUUAAAACCGAAAAGAAAAAGGUGGCUAAGAGGUACACUCACUCUCGCCUUUACUUGAAACUUGCAGAAAUUGGAGGGCCGGGUUCUCUUUGUUCAAUAGAUGGCUCCAAGUGGGACAUGGAAAACACCAAUGAAGAAGACAUAAAGUUGCUCUGCAACUAUAGGAAAGAAAGGCUACCAGCGGUGGAAAUGCAAUCCCAGGCUCUCGAUUUCAUGGUGGUCGAAGAUUUUGCCCGCAAUCUCCUGGUCCAAGGGGUAGAUGCAGCCGAGAUUGCAGUAGGCCGCACCACUUUAGCAAAAUUGAUCUGCCGUCACGUAGAAAUCGAACGGUUUGUACAAGAUGGGACUAUAACUCCAAAA
Bipolaris oryzae ATCC 44560 is the source of this 864-nucleotide messenger RNA. RefSeq lists its product as uncharacterized. The annotation marks the transcript as partial. Lineage: Eukaryota; Fungi; Ascomycota; Dothideomycetes; Pleosporales; Pleosporaceae. The transcript has 2 exons. The record is from RefSeq and is a predicted model, not a curated record.